UUUCCUUCAGGAACUUGAAAUUAACCAAAUUCCUUUGAAUCCAUAUCAAUAGUAGAAAUGGCAGAAAAUGGUGCAGCUACGAAUAAUCAAGCACAAGCAGGCAGGCAUCAAGAAGUCGGCCACAAGAGUCUUCUGCAAAGCGAUGCUCUCUACCAGUAUAUUCUGGAAACUAGUGUGUAUCCGCGGGAGCCAGAGGCGAUGAAGGAGUUGAGGGAAAUAACUGCCAAACAUCCAUGGAAUAUUAUGACGACAUCUGCGGAUGAAGGACAGUUCUUAAGCUUACUUUUGAAGCUUAUCAAUGCAAAGAACACAAUGGAGAUUGGCGUUUACACAGGCUAUUCACUGUUAGCUACCGCCCUUGCUCUGCCGCCUGAUGGCAAGAUAUUAGCUAUGGACAUAAACAGAGAGAAUUAUGAACUAGGAUUGCCUGUAAUUCAAAAGGCUGGAGUUGCACACAAAAUUGAUUUCAGAGAGGGUCCUGCUUUGCCGGUGCUUGAUGAAAUGAUUGCCGAUGGUAAGUUCCACGGAACGUUCGACUUCAUAUUCGUAGACGCUGACAAGGACAACUACCUGAACUACCACAGACGGCUGAUCGAUUUAGUAAAGAUUGGUGGCGUGAUCGGGUACGACAACACCCUGUGGAACGGCUCCGUUGUAGCCCCGCCAGACGCCCCACUUAGGAAGUACGUCAGGUACUACAGAGACUUCGUCUUGGAGCUCAACAAGGCUCUCGCCGCCGAUCCAAGGAUCGAGAUUUGCCAGCUCCCCGUCGGCGAUGGCAUCACCCUCUGCCGCCGCCUAUCCUAGCUACCUUAAUUUCAAUUUCAAUUAUUCAAUUAUAUAAUGUUUGUGACACGUGCGACGCUAAUGUUUGUGUGUGCUUCUUAUUAUUAUUAUUAUUAUUAUUAUAUAUUGUUGCAUUUUAUUUUA
Molecule: messenger RNA, 930 nt
Organism: Andrographis paniculata
Lineage: Eukaryota; Viridiplantae; Streptophyta; Magnoliopsida; Lamiales; Acanthaceae
Product: caffeoyl-CoA O-methyltransferase
Exons: 5
Coding region: 58-807 (249 amino acids)
Molecular function (GO): O-methyltransferase activity; S-adenosylmethionine-dependent methyltransferase activity
Source: RefSeq, a predicted model, not a curated record